GUGUUGCAUUUUAUCUAAAUUGGUUCAAGUUAUAGCCAUGGAUUUGUAUAAAAUUAUUUUCCCAUUUCUCUUUGUUUUGAUUGGUUCUCAAGCAGCUGCGUAUGAUCAUUUGGAUCCAACUGGGAACAUUACAAUCAAAUGGGACGUGAUGGCAUGGACUCCAGAUGGUUAUGUGGCAGUGGUGACAAUGACAAACUAUCAGAAAUACAGGGAAAUAAAGAAGCCUGGUUGGGAACUAGGCUGGACAUGGGCAAGAAAAGAAGUAAUCUGGUCAAUGGUCGGAUCGCAAGCCACCGAUCAAGGAGACUGUUCCAAGUUCAGAGGAAACAUUCCACACUCCUGUAUGAAACAACCCGUAAUCGUAGACUUGAUGUACGGAGUACCUUAUAAUCAACAGGUUGCAAAUUGCUGCAAAAAUGGCGUAUUGUCGUCUUGGGGACGAAAACCUUCGAAGGCUGUUGCUGCAUUUCAGGUCACUGUUGGUAUAGCUGGUACUACUAAUAAAACUGUGAGAUUGCCGAUGAAUUUUACUCUGCUUGCUCCUGGUUCGCGCUAUACUUGCUGUCCUCCGAAAAUUGUUAAGCCUACGGUUUUUGUGACAUCGGACGGGCGUCGUAAAACUCAGGCGUUCAUGACUUGGAAUGUGACGUGCAAAUACAUGUAGAGGACUGCUUCUUCUUUGAUGCCAGCUUUCUGCAGUGUGCCAUCAAGAUUCAAGAAAAAUCCCCUUCCGAUAUUAUCUAGGCCUAAUAGUAAAAAAAAAUCAAACUUUUAACGCUAUUUAAAUCAGACCUUUUAAUUUUUAUUAUAAUAGCCAAAUUGCAUUUCUUUUUAUAAGUUUGGCCACCAAUUUGUAUUAUUGCGGAAAAAAAAGAAUACAAUUUAACUAUUAUUACAAAAAUUAAAAGAUUUGGUGGAAAUUGCAACAAGUCGUAAAAGUUUGAAUUUUUUUCAUCAUUAGGCUUAUUAUAUACGGUGCACUUGUGGAGUCCUACGAUUUUGGCGUUUUGUUUCCAAAUUUUAGUAAAAAAAUAUUUGUUGCGCCAUUUUCUAUUGCAUCGUUGUUCUUUUAAUAUGUAUGGUUCCUGCAACAUAGAUAAAUUGUUUUUAAUUGUUUUUCUUUUUUUAGUUUAAACUAUAAUUUUAAGAAUGAUUCCUUAUUUAAGGAACUUCUAUUUAAUACUCUAUUUUGUUCAAUAAGAAGACCAAAAAAUAUGUGGAUGUUUACAUGUCAAAGAUCAAUAAUUGUCAAUCAAACUAAAAAGAAAUGCUAUAGCCUAUAGAUCAUUGUUUUUGGUUCA
Mercurialis annua (annual mercury) is the source of this 1301-nucleotide messenger RNA. RefSeq names its product COBRA-like protein 4. The transcript has 4 exons. Lineage: Eukaryota; Viridiplantae; Streptophyta; Magnoliopsida; Malpighiales; Euphorbiaceae. Gene Ontology annotation, cellular component: plasma membrane. Gene Ontology annotation, biological process: cellulose microfibril organization; plant-type cell wall cellulose biosynthetic process. Bases 38 to 664 code for a protein of 208 amino acids. The record is from RefSeq and is a predicted model, not a curated record.